AUGUCCACAUCUCAGUCCACUGUCGGUGGUAGCCCAGUCCCAUCAAACACUGCAGCACCCAAUUGCAACAAGUGCAAGAAAUCCGACGGCGACCUCAAACGCUGUGCGAAAUGCCAGACCGUCAUGUACUGCAACCGAGAAUGUCAGACUCAAGACUGGAAGACCCACAAGAAAGAAUGCUCGAUGCUCGCGGCAGCCCGGAGUGCCGGUACCUCAUCUGGUGCCGGGACUUCCAGCAACGGUGGCAAGAGAUCAAUUGCAAAGCCAUUCACUGCCAUCUACAACAACAAGUUCCUGCAUGAUCGAUCGGAGAAAGAGACAUUCAAUAUCCUGAUCGAUGUGCUCCGCAUGAAGCAAGAAGAUACCUACAAAAUUGAGGGAGACACCAUGACUGGCACCAUUUACAACGGCGAGGCCAAUUCCGUCCCCGCUUUUCGUGACCUGCUCGGAAAGGCCAAGAAUGUCCAAGGCUUGCUACCACCAUGGUGGAGCGACGAAAAGGCCGCCGAGUGCAUCCGUUACGGCCAGCAGUCAGACCACGGAUUCUCGCUGAGCGCUGUGCAGGAAAAGUCCGACAUCUCGGACCACUGGAAGGAUCCGCAGAUGCCCAUGAAAUUGCGCAUGCUGGGAGAAAAGAUUUACGGCGUGGGACCUGGUGGYCAGCCCGCCGCGUCCAUGUUGCAGAUGAUGAUGGCUCAGGAAGGUGGCGGCAAUUCGGGCAUGCAGAUGAGUCACAUGGAMAUGGCUGGAAUAUUAGGCCAACUCACGGGUAGGAGAUAG
Messenger RNA from Ramularia collo-cygni, 780 nucleotides. Its product is annotated as related to MYND domain protein. Gene Ontology annotation, molecular function: DNA-binding transcription factor activity, RNA polymerase II-specific. Gene Ontology annotation, biological process: regulation of transcription by RNA polymerase II. The transcript is spliced from 2 exons. NCBI's taxonomy places the organism in Eukaryota, Fungi, Ascomycota, Dothideomycetes, Mycosphaerellales, Mycosphaerellaceae. The coding region runs from base 1 to 780 and encodes 259 amino acids. Gene Ontology annotation, cellular component: nucleus. The record is from RefSeq and is a predicted model, not a curated record.